Molecule: messenger RNA, 1076 nt
Organism: Gossypium raimondii (Peruvian cotton)
Lineage: Eukaryota; Viridiplantae; Streptophyta; Magnoliopsida; Malvales; Malvaceae
Exons: 1
Coding region: 44-925 (293 amino acids)
Biological process (GO): shoot system development; root development
Source: RefSeq, a predicted model, not a curated record
CUCUCAAGCUCCGAAAGAAGAAAAAGAGCAAACUAAAAAAAAAAUGGGUGGCAAAUACCAUGUAAGAUCAAUCAGCUUGCCUUCAAGGUCACAUCCUACCACCCUUAGAAUCGAAGAUGAGCUCAACAGGCUCAAAGCUUGGGAAGCAUCAUCACCUUUGACCACAUGUGAGUCGAUUUUUACAUGUCUUUCGGGAUUGGAAGACUUGUACCGAUGCAUGGGCGAUCUUCUCAGCAUGCCUUCGACACAACAAGUCCUCUCCCAGUAUCAUCAACAUGAGAAAUGUGUUGAUGAAUUGUUGGAUGGAUCUGUUAGGCUUUUGGACAUUUGUGGCAUUGCAAGGGAUAACAUGUAUGAAAUCAAGGAACAUGUUCAUGCUCUUCAGUCAGCUCUCCGAAGGAGAAAGGGUGAUUCGAGCAUUGAGGAUAACAUUGUUAACUACACUAAAUUCAGGAAGCAAAUGAAGAAGAAAGGAAAGAAAUUGAUCACAGAGUUGAAGCAAAUGGGAAACAAACUUGGAGCAUCACCACUCCUCCUGGACCAGCACCAGGACGAGGACCAGUAUCAUCAUUUCUUAGCUGUGAUUCGGGUCCUAACACAAGUUAAUGCAACCACUGCUUCAAUCUUCCAAUCAUUUUUCUCAUUUUUGUCGGCACCAGUUUCCUCAAAGCAAACAAGAUGGUCUGUGGUGUCAAAGUUGAUGAUGCACAAGGGGGUAAUAUCGUGUGAAGAGAAUGUAAAUGAAUUGGAAAGCGUGGAUGCUGCACUUUGCAAACACACUUCCGAUGUUGAGAAGAUGCAGAUGGCACAUAAAAGAUUGGUGGAGUUGGAAAGUGGGAUUGAGGGCCUAGAGAAGCGUUUGGAAUGCGUGUUUAGGCGGUUGAUCAAAGCAAGGACAUCUCUCUUGAACAUGAUCUCUCAAUAGAGAUUCCCAAAUCUAUUUGUUGUGCUGAGGCAUCCAAAUUUUAGAGGACAUGCCCAGAGAUUUUUUAUUCCAAUCUGAAUUCAAACCAAUUUGUACAUUACACACAAAAACUAUUGUUAUAGAAUGAUAUAUAAGUUACGUCAUUGGAUCA